UUUGAACUUGAAAAAGUGCGCGAUAAUCUCGAGAAACAUUUUUUACUUUUUUAAGCGGCUGUAUUUUGUUUUUUUGGCGACGGUUUUUUACACCAUAUUUUGAAGUUAAUUUUUUUUCUGUCUAUUUUUUCGGCAUAUUUGUUAGAUAUUUUUUUAAUUUUGAAGCUCGUUCAUCUUUCAACUGCCAACAUGAAGAAAAUAGAACGUUUCUUUCAAUAGAAAUUACUCUGAGGAAAACUUGCGCCAUUGUUCCUCUAGUGCAUUGCAACGAUAAAGCUCAGAGUGCAAUUCCAGAAAAUUUCAAUUCCCAUUUGAAUAUAAAAAAUUCAAAAACGUGUCGAUGUGUUUUACAAGCUGACAGUAAUGAAAAAACGACCUAGGUCCGUCGAUGGCCCUCGAACAAGUAUUUUUUAAAAGAUAUAACGGUUGUGAAUAAAAGCUGUAUUAUGGCGUUAUGAAGUUUAAAAGUGUGUGCACGGUACUCAGUAUUUCAUUCGUGACGAAUGCCGUAUGUUUAAAAGUGAAAUUUUCUUAAAUGCCGGCCAGAUGACCAUCCAUCAAGUGGCGAUUCUCCUGGAAGAGGGGUGCAAGUCGGGCGCGGAAAUAUCCUAGUGUUGUGCGGGUUGCGUGCUUUGAGUUCUAGUCGAAUAGUGCGUCUGUGCUCGCCCUGUGGAAUAAUUUACGGCGGAAACAUGAGGUUGCUGAUAAUCACUGUCUGUCUGUGUGUCAUCAAAGGCUCCUCAGCGCAAGCACCGCCACUUCACGAGGGGGCAACCAUUUUCCAUCACGAAAUUUGGACGGACGAUUCUGACGCCCCCGCAUCGAACAUCGACGAAGAUGGCGAACCCACGGAUUACGACGACUACGAACAAGCUGUUAAUGGGACGGAAGGGGUCGAUCAAGGUGUGCUCUCAGGAAACAAAACUAGCGUGCUGAAAUUCCACCGAUCGCUGAGCAACUUGACGCGGGAGGCCGGGAGCAACGUGAAGCUGAGGUGUGAGGUGGGCGGGGAACCGGCUCCGAACAAGCACCAGUGGUUCAAGAACGAGGUCCCCAUCGAGGAGCAGCGAGGGCGCAUCACCGUCAAGCGCUAUCCCCCGAAGAGGGUUGACUUCGGCGCCUCCGUCCUCGGCACGAAACUCGUCAUCAACCACUUGGACCCGCACGACAGGGGCUACUACAAGUGCCAGGUCUCCAACGGCAUCUCCACCAUCGAGUCCACUGCCGUUCUCAUGGUCAAAGCCCCACCUUCAACUCAGGAUCGCGGACCUAACCUGGACCUCUCUCAGUUGCCAUCUCACAUUCUUGGAAGCAUGGGGGUCGGCUUCACAAUGCCCGGAUAUUCUGGUUCACCACAUGGUAUCCCAACCUCAUUAGAUUCUCAUGCUCCUAAAGAGGCGCGAUGUGAGGUCUACACAGGAACUGUGUGCACAGAAUUUACUCAAUCAGAUUUGGUGUACAUUCCUGGAGGCCAAACGCAAGCUGAAAUUGAGAGCAAAUUAGGAUCAGCUCUAACCGUCGUCAACACCUCUCCGGAUUUGUCUCCAAGCUGUCAGCAAUUUGUGAAGCCUUCAUUAUGUUACUCUAAUUUUCCAUUGUGUCGGAAGCACACUCAAAUACCCAGAAAAAUUUGUGUUCAGGACUGUGAAAUCCUAGAAAACGAAUUAUGUCGCGUGGAAUAUGCCAUUGCCAAGCGUCAUCCAUUGAUUGGAAAGGCACUUAAUGUACCGGAAUGUGAUGACCUGCCCCCUCGGAAGACCCAAGAAAGUGCCGAUUGUUUACCAUUAGGUAUUCCAGAUCCAGAGCCUGUUGAUGGAAGUCAGACUUGUUACUGGGGGCGUGGUGAAAGUUAUCGCGGAAAUGUGUCAGUUGCAAUCUCAGGAGAGAAGUGCAUGAAAUGGAGUCAUAAUCAUGGGAUGUCUCUGCGCAUCUCGCUUUAUCCAGAACUGUUAGGCAGUCAUGUUUACUGUAGAAAUCCAGGGUCUCAGGAAAAGCAGCCCUGGUGUUUCACAGAGUCAAACAAUGAGCGCCAAUUUUGUAGCAUACCUCAGUGUGUCGAUAAUAUUUGGCUGUAUCUGGUAAUUGGGAUAUCCUGCUCAGUGACUGUUGUUGUAUUCCUUGUCAUAUACCUUUGCUGUUCUCGGCAGAAGAAUCAAAAGUCGAUGCGGAAUAGGCUUUCAUCCCCAGUUAGAGUAAAGAACUCUCCAAGCAAAAACAAAACAAGUAAUGGUAAGGGCACAGGACUUGAAAUGUCAGCUCUCAUCCCAGGUUCGACUGUAUCCAGUGUUAAAUCUGAAACCCGAUCCCGAGUUCGUGAAUACCAUUUAUCAAACGUUCAUUUCCUCCAAGAACUCGGAGAAGGAGCUUUCGGUAAAGUGUACAAAGGAGAAGUAAUGAAAGAUAAUGAGCCAAUGCUGGUGGCGAUUAAAACGCUGAAAGAAAACGCAAGUGCCAAAACUGCUGCAGAUUUCCGCAGAGAAGUAGAUUUAAUGUCUGAAUUAAGGCACCCAAACAUUGUGUGUCUGCUUGGCGUAUGCCUAUCCAGUGAGCCUCUCUGCAUGCUGUUUGAGUUCAUGGUUCGUGGAGACUUGCACGAGUUCCUCAUGGCACAUUCACCGCGCUCAGACCUCAGCAACUCUCACUUGAGUCAGCCCUUGGAUCAACAAGAUUUCAUGCAUAUCUCUAUACAGAUUGCAGCAGGAAUGGAAUAUCUUUGCAGCCAUCAUUAUGUCCAUAGAGAUCUAGCAGCUCGAAACUGUCUUGUUGGAGAAAAUUUGACGGUUAAAAUUUCUGAUUUUGGUCUGUCAAGAGACAUUUACUCAUCGGAUUAUUACAGGGUUCAAUCUAAAUCAUUGUUACCUGUGAGGUGGAUGCCUCCUGAAUCUAUACUAUACGGAAAAUUCACUACGGAAUCUGAUGUUUGGAGCUAUGGUGUUGUAUUGUGGGAGGUUUACAGUUAUGGACUUCAACCUUAUUAUGGUUAUAGUAAUCAAGAAGUAAUUGAGAUGAUUCGAUCGCGACAGCUCUUACCUUGUCCUGAAGAUUGUCCGAGUCGAAUGUACUCACUGAUGAUGGAAUGCUGGCAUGAAGCGCCUAUCAGGCGUCCGCACUUUCCAGAAAUCCACACAAGGUUACGACAAUGGCGAGGAACAACCAUUCAAUACUGCACCAACAGCAGUAGUGACCGCACUAGCUCCACACACUUGUCCUCGCCGCAUCAGCUCAUCGUCAAAUUGCCUCCACCAUAUAAUAAACAUCCAGCGCACAUCUAAUCAAACUCUAGUCAAUCUAGAUUUUAAGUCAUUUUUUUUAAUCUCAACAGAAAUUUCGUACAGCUUUUUGCUUUUUAAAUUCAUGAUCUGUGAUGACUUCAUAGUAACUGCAUCGUGUAAUGACUAUUAUAUAGUUCCAAGUUAUCUGACAACUCAUAUUGAGUGCUAGGCUCUAGUGUCCUAUGUUUUUCAUCGAGACUGAUUAUUGUAUGUAGGAAAAUUCAUUCUAAGACUCCAUUCAGUGUUAGCGUGAUCAGUAACAUCAGCUGAAUGAAGAAAUUGACAAAUUUCUAAUCCUUCUUUUUGUUUUUAUUAUUAAUCCUUUAGUAUUUUUCCAGCUUUAACCUCUGUGAAACAUACUUUUCAAUAAGACAGUUUCACCAGAAAGUAUCAGUUUCUUUGAUCAUCGAAGUAUAUUUCUCUUUGGGAAAAAUUUAUGAGGAUUUUGUCUCUUAAACACAAACCCCUCUACCUUCCAAUUUUCUUUUCUAUUCUGCUCUGUACACCAAGAAUUCUAUAAAUUUGCCGCAACCUGCCUGAUGCAUAAUGAAAUCUUGUUUCUGCAAUGUAACAGCUGUAACUAAGUGCUUAGAGAUGUUUGGACGGAUUUUGCUACAAUUCGCAAAACUCCCAGAAAAGACUAGUAACCACUCAGAAAAAAUAAUUAAUUAUGGAUGAAAGCCCUUGAAAACUUGCCGUUAAAUUUUUCAAUAUUUUCAUCCUUCAAGUGUAUAUUUUUUCAGCAAAGCAUUAUACUACCAGGGAAUGGAGCAUUUUUGAUCAUUCCGCAUUUAGCAACAUAACAGGUUGGGAAGAUUUGACCCGUUUGCCUUGAUGCGGGAGAGGAAAACAUUUUGUCAUUUUUUUACUUCUUCUCUACUUUUAUAUGCGUUUUUUUUUACAUCACAAUUUUUCAUGAAAUUUGUUCAAUUACCUUUUUCUACAACCUUUUUUGUUUUUAGUUUGUCCUCAUAAUUAUUCUUUUUGAUAACUCUUUUAUAUUUUUUACUUCGUCGUCGAAAGAUGUUUUGCCUCUCUACAUUAAACUAGCAUCUUAAGUUAUCAUCCUAACAAACACAGUUGUUAUGACCUGUUUGUAAAAUGUGACAUCACUUCACUCAUUUUAUUUUAAAUGUUUGAAAUUCAAUGCUCUCAUCAUCACCAUUUUUUCAUUUUUAUAUACUUGAUUAUUUUCGUUUUUAUUUGUGAUUGCAUAAUUUGUUCAAACAAAACAGAAUAAGUUUUAUUUAAUUAUAAUGCAAAUUGUUACCUAGUUAUGGGCUCUUCUCCUCCUUUCCCUCCUGAUUUGUUCUGAAAAUUUAGGAGUUAAUUACAGCUUUUUUAGCUAUCACAUUCCAUCAAAUGUAAAACUAAAAUUAAAUGAAAGCUGACAAAAUCUCAUCUGUCAUUAUCUUUCAUUUUCAUUUUGGAUAUAUACGGGAUGAUAAUAUUGUGGCUUAAACAGCCACCAUGCGUUGAAUUUAAAUUUUUAAAAUUCAAAGCUGGAAGCAGGAGAAAAUUUUUAAAAUUCAAAGCUGGAAGCAGGAGAAGGGACACAUAAUUUUUAACAAGCAAGAAACGUCAACUUAGCCCAAGCAAGAGAAUUUGUUGACCCGACUAAUUUCCAGCGCAUGCAAGUGUAAAAAUGGGUUCAAAUGAAUCAGCCUAAUAUGGAUUGUUAUAAGAAACAAUAAUUAAUUUUGAAAGUUGCUCCUUCAAAGGAAGUAUUUAUUCUUAAAUGUUAAGACUGACAUUAAAUCGAAUAUCUACUAUAAUUCGUCUUGAAUCCAUUAAUGUGGCGCUUAUGUUAAUUACUGAUAUUCAGUCAAUUAGACUGUUCAUUUUUUCCCCUUCUCUUGCCCUGAUUGGUAUAUACUUUUUUCUGGGUAACACUUAUCCCUCCCCAAAAUUUUUUAUUUUCAUAAUAGUGCCAUUGAUUAUUAUGUUGAAGAAAGCUGUAAAGUUAGAUUUCCUUAUUGUUUUUUAUGUAUUUUAAUCUUGUGUGAGUUUUAACUCCACUCCAGUCUUUAUCAUCACUUUUACGAAUUUUCUGACAGUUUAAUGUAUUUUAUGUAACGUCAAUUGACUAUGCACAGCUCUUUUGAAGACUGAGAGAAAUUCAGCUCGGUUUAACAAUAUAAAUGCCGAUCUGAUCUUUAGCGGCAAUUUUUAAUCUCAAUUUUUUGUACAUUUAAGUUAAAGAAUAAAAAUAAACAGGAGAACUCCUCAAUUUGAUGAGAUGGCUGUUAUCUCUGAAUGCUUCAAACAUGCAUUUUUCUUAUUUAACUUAAACUUUCCAACUUACUUUCAUAAUUCAAUUUCAGAAGUCAUGUGAAUUGAAGAAAAGGUGUCUGAUUCAGUCACUGUUAGCGCCUUUUUUGUCACGAAUUGUAGUUUGUUCUUGACACAAGUCCACACUAGAGAAGAUGCCUGUUGCAGAUAGUUUUCAGCAGGAAAUAAACCUCUUAUGCAUUCUUUGUUCAAUUUUAUUAAAAAAAUUGUUGGUCCUGCAACAAAGUACAGUUAUCUACCAUGUUGUUACCCCAUUAUUUUAUCAUGGUAAUUCAUGUAAAUACUUGUACAUAAUAAUUACCCAUUUUAAGUGUACAGCGUUUAAGUACAAAUCAUUUUUUAUAUGUUGUAAUCAAUUUAAUUUUUCAGUUUAAUGUGUUCCACUGUCUCAUUUUUUACACAUUAUAGAUCAUCUGUUUGUCAAUUGUAGUCUGUUGAACUUCAUUUCAUUCGAACUAAAGUCGCAUAUUAUUUGUCCACAUCAGCUCCAUCAGUCACCAUAUUGUGUCAUCAGAGUGCGAUGCUUUGAAUUUUAUUUGAUCAAUGCCAUCAGAAAAGGGCAAGGCUUCAUUUGUGCGGGUACCGUAGGGUCGCCAUUUUUGUGAUCAGUAGAUCCACUACUUCCAAGAGCCUGGUGGCAAAUUGAUGGCUGCUAGGACUGCUUCAGUUGGCUUAUGCCAAUUGAAGGGCUCCUACUGGAUAUUAUAUGGAGACAUGAGCAGUAACCUCCUAUUGGUCAAUUUUUCAAAUUUCUCAAGAGGUGCGGUCGCCAGUCUGACAUCUUGGAUCAUCAUAUCUGAUGGAUAUAGCUGGCAACCAACAAAAUUAGGAAGAGAAAAUUUUUUCUUCUCUGCUCGAAAAACGUCUAAAGAUUCCCUGGAGGAGGGUGAUUGAACUCAUCGUUCAUCAAUUAUCACUCAAAAAUUGCUGUUAAUCAGCAAAUUCUUGACCAAAUUAGCUCAACAGUUCUGCUGUAAAAAGCCAAUGAAAUUACUUUUCAGUUCGAACAACCAAUAUUUUGCUAGCUGUAUUUGUUCGUUGGUUAGAAGGAUGGUGAUAACUUUAAAGACUCUUCAAGUUUUCAAAUAAAAUAUCCCAAGUUUUCAGCUAUUUACACCAAUGCUGACAACAGAGAGGUUUUUUUCCAAUUACUGUGUUAUUUGGUUUAAAUAUUCAAAUUUCAAAAUCGAGAAAAAUUAUUUCAAGCCCUCUGAUGAGUUAUAGUUUUUACCAUCCGUUCUAACUUUCCAGUCAUGAGAAAUUCUCUCAGUAAUAGUUUUUCAACGUUCUAUUCAUCAGUUUAAAUUAUGUCCAUAAAUUAUGCAACACUGAAA
Bemisia tabaci is the source of this 6898-nucleotide messenger RNA. RefSeq names its product tyrosine-protein kinase transmembrane receptor Ror. Gene Ontology annotation, cellular component: plasma membrane; signaling receptor complex. The record is from RefSeq and is a predicted model, not a curated record. Gene Ontology annotation, biological process: cell surface receptor protein tyrosine kinase signaling pathway; multicellular organism development; positive regulation of kinase activity. Gene Ontology annotation, molecular function: transmembrane receptor protein tyrosine kinase activity; Wnt-protein binding; ATP binding. NCBI's taxonomy places the organism in Eukaryota, Metazoa, Arthropoda, Insecta, Hemiptera, Aleyrodidae.